Messenger RNA from Recurvomyces mirabilis, 1356 nucleotides. It is a transcript of the gene ARC1, whose product is annotated as G4 quadruplex nucleic acid binding protein. The coding region runs from base 1 to 1356 and encodes 451 amino acids. The transcript is spliced from 2 exons. Gene Ontology annotation, molecular function: tRNA binding; tyrosine-tRNA ligase activity. NCBI's taxonomy places the organism in Eukaryota, Fungi, Ascomycota, Dothideomycetes, Mycosphaerellales, Teratosphaeriaceae. Gene Ontology annotation, cellular component: methionyl glutamyl tRNA synthetase complex. The record is from RefSeq and is a predicted model, not a curated record.
AUGGCAUCGACAGGGCUAGAGAACGGUCUGAAGGACUUGAGCCUGAUCAAGGACUCUUACCCACAGGCGAUCGAGGCGGGUAGCGAUCCAUCAAAGCUUUCCACUGCCAUCUUCCCGGCAGCAGAGUAUUCCAGCACAGACAAGACGGAGAUCGAACAAUGGCUGAUCACAUCCAACCACAUCGCCUCCUCGUCAGAAGACAGCGCCAAGACAGCAGAGCGACUUUCAUCACUAAACACCCACCUCUCCACCCGCACAACCCUCCUCGGGAGCAAGCCUAGCGUGGCAGAUGUCGCCAUGUACGCCAAACUUGCGCCAGUCGUGAGAGGUUGGAGCGACGAGCAGCGGACAGGCGAGCAAGGCUACCAUCACAUCGUCCGCUUCCUCGACUUUGUGCAGAAUGCUCCACUGUUCAGCUUAAAAGUGGCUGAAGGCGAGAAGCUCAAUGUCGAUCCCAGCAAAGUCGUCUCAUAUCCCAAGCCAGUCGACCAGAAAGCCGAGAAGGAGCGUAAGAAGAAGGAGAAGGCGGCGGCGGCAGGUGCAAACACGGCGGCCGCAGCAGGAGGUGCAGUCACAACCGCAGCAAGCAAGGAUGUGCAGCAGGACGGCGAGAAUGCCCAGUCAAGCAAGAAGGAGAAGAAGAGUGCAGGUGACAAAGUGGCAGAAGCCGUAGGCGCAGAAGCACCGACAGAAAAGAAACAAAAGAAGGACAAGCAGCCGAAACCACAGAAGAAUGCUCCGGCAGCAGACAAGCCUCUAUCACCCUCACUUAUCGAUCUCCGCGUCGGCCACAUCCUCAAAGCCGUCAAGCAUCCCGAAGCCGACUCCCUCUUCGUCAGCACGAUCGCAUGCGGCGACCCACCAGGCACGGACAAUACUUCAGAAUACGAAGGCAAGAUCGUCCGAACAGUCUGCUCUGGCCUAAACGGCUUGAUCCCACUGGAAGACAUGCAAGACCGUAAGAUUGUGGCUGUGUGCAACCUGAAACCCGUCAAGAUGCGCGGGAUUCACUCGGCAGCUAUGGUUCUCGCUGCGUCACCACGAUUGGCGCCUGGAGAGGAGGACAAGCAUGCUGGACCCGUUGAACUUGUCGACCCACCAAAGGAUGCUGAGGCGGGUGAGCGGGUGUACUUUGAGGGCUGGGAGGGUGAGCCAGAUGGUCAGCUCAAUCCCAAGAAGAAGGUUUGGGAUUACUGUCAGGCUGGCUUCUGCACUACGGGUGGCAAGGAGGCGGCGUUCGAUCCUACAGCUGUUGAGCAAUUGAAGGAUAGCGAGAAAGAGAAGAGUGUUGCGAAACUUAGGACGAAGCAGGGGCUGUGUACUGUACCCACGCUCACUGGAGCCACGAUCCGGUAA